UCUCUAAUAUCUGCAGGUAUGUCAACCACAAGGUACCACGUCCUGAAAAAUCGAUGGGAGUAUUUUGGUCAGAUGCCAGAACCUAGGAACCAUCAUGCAUCUGUCUUUUUGAACAGUUCUAUCUAUAUAAUAGGUGGAUACGAUCCAGAUUCAAGUAAGAGUGGUGAAAUGAUACCGACAGGAACUACUUAUGUACUUGACCUCACCACGAAAGAAUGGGAAAGUAAACGGAACAUGAUCUGUGCUCGAGCACACCACGGUGUUGUAACUAUUCGUGGCCGUAUUUAUGCUAUCGGUGGUCGUGAUAGCAGAGGGAGAGUGGUUUCGUCUAUGGAAGUAUACACACCGGAAAUAGACGCCUGGGAAAUGGAGAGACCAAUGCCCAUACCACGCAUGGGUCUGGGUGCAGUGACCUACAUGGGAUUUAUCUGGGUACUUGGUGGGUUGACGUCGUUUCCAGAAAAUUCUGAUUAUGAUUCACCAGUUCUUGAUAGCGUGUUGUGCUAUGAUCCAGUAACUAGAAUAUGGUCAUCUCGUCCUCCGCUGCCAAUGGCUAAGGCUUACUGCUCAGCCGUUGUUGCACAAGAUAAACUGUGGGUUGUUGGCGGUUGUUGUGUUUCUCAGUCCAAUAAAAACCACCUAGUGAGCACAGGAUUGCUCGAUAUUUAUAAUAUGGACUGUAACAAGUGGGAAACUAGAGCCGAGCUACAAAUACCGAGACAUUCUGCUGGGGUUGUUGCUUUUGAAGCCUUUAUCUAUGUUAUUGGAGGUAUAAGCAGUAAAGAAUGGGGACCAGUUUCAAAAACUGAACUCUUCAUGUUGGACGACGAAAGCAUCAGAAAACCGAAAGAAAUCCCUGUUCCUUUAACUGGUGUGUCAGUAAUUGCCAUACCUCCAGUAGAAGCUGUUUUACGAACAAAAAGUCUCAGUUCUGUGAUUCGACGAAUAAUUGACCAUUGAUUUGCUUACUGUAAUUCGGAAUGCAAAUAUCCAAAAAUCUCACCUGAAAUGACAAAGUAGGGGCUUUUACUCUGAAGUUUUUAAAAUUGUUGGGGUAUUAAUAUUUGAGUGUAAUAUAUAUAUGAUUUCCUGUUGAAACAUUCUAAUGGAUGUCAGUUUGUUUUUCAAAAUUCAAAUUAUACCACUCGAAGUGAUAACUUAUUAAAUCAAAUACUGUUUAUGUUUGUUUUGUGGAUUACAUUUUAGUUCGGAGUUGUUGUUUUGUGGAUGAAGUUUAAGUUAGGAGUUCUU
Messenger RNA from Limulus polyphemus (Atlantic horseshoe crab), 1251 nucleotides. Its product is annotated as alpha-scruin-like. The transcript is spliced from 5 exons. The coding region runs from base 19 to 960 and encodes 313 amino acids. NCBI's taxonomy places the organism in Eukaryota, Metazoa, Arthropoda, Merostomata, Xiphosura, Limulidae. The record is from RefSeq and is a predicted model, not a curated record. Gene Ontology annotation, molecular function: protein binding.